AUGGCGGCGCUUGGCGCCUACCGCUGCAUCGAGUGCAGCAGGGAGGCGGCGGAGCUGUACAGGGACUACCAGCGCGGCGUGCUCCGUAUCUCCAUCUGCAAAUCCUGCCAGAAACCUGUGGACAAAUACAUUGAGUAUGAUCCUGUUAUCAUCUUGAUUAAUGCUAUUUUAUGUAAAGCACAAGCAUACAGGCACAUUCUUUUCAAUACAAAGAUAAAUAUUCAUGGGAAGCUCUGCAUAUUUUGUUUGCUCUGUGAAGCUUAUCUCAGGUGGUUGCAACUACAAGAUUCAAGCCAAAAUACAGAUCCUGAUGACUUAAUCAGAUAUGCCAAGGAAUGGGAUUUUUAUAGAAUGUUUGGUAUAGCUUCUUUAGAACAAACUUCAUUUUUGGUUGGCAUUUUUAUUACCUUAUGGUGGAUGAGACCUGAGAUGCUGAAAACAAAGUCUGACUUCAUUUUACUUCUCAAAGCACUGCUGUUGUCCAGCUAUGGAAAGCUUUUGCUAAUUCCAGCUGUUAUUUGGGAACAUGACUACACGCCUUUGUGCCUUGCGUUUAUAAAAGUGUUUGUCUUGAUAUCAAACUCUCAGGCAAUUAGAGUUACAUUGAACUUGAACCGAAUGCUUCCUUGGUUGGCCAUCUUCUUUGGAUUAAUUUUGGAAAAUGCUGUGGUCUGCUUGUUCCAGAAAAUGGGAUGGGAUGUUUGAAACGUCAGCCCAGAUCUGAAGAAAUACCAACAACAUGACGAUCAUUUUCUCUGCCAGCAGGCUCCAAAACCACUAUUUUCAUAGUGAUAAAGAAGGUGAUAGAUAACAAAAACUUGCAUUAGUGGUGAGUGUAGACAGUUUUAGGAUGAGUUAAAAUGAGAAACUUCAGAAGUUUGGCUAUUUAAUGUGGUGAGCCAUAAAACUUCAGCCUUAGCUUGUUUAUUUUCCCAUUAAAAAAUAUGAAAUGUGUCACUAUCCUAAUAGCUUUAUAAAUCUGGCUGCAUAGCUAUGGCUGUAACAAAAAAGGUACACUAAAAAAAUUCAGCACUGCUACCGAUCACUGCAUUUUGGCAGAAAGAGGAGGAUGAAUUGUUCCCUUAAGAGGAAGGAAGAGAGUCAGUGGAAAAAUGUAAAAGCCAAAAUUGGUAUUUCUGCAAAAACAGAUUUUCAGAGAGAGAAGUAAACGUGCAAACAGUUUAUUAGAGAAAAGGCAAGUAUUGCAGAGUAAAACUACAGUGGGAAAACUAAGUUGCAUUCUCUGGAAUGUUUAUGUAACAAUCCAAAAUCAUAAAAUAUCUAGUUCUAGAGUAAUCUCUAGGAACUAUAGUUUUAACUGGCUUAAAAUUUUAUGUGAUCUCAUAAAUGCUGCUGCUUUGUUGUGAAAGCUGAAAAGAGAGUGAAAGGACUCUGAUCCCCAGCAGCAUACAUGGUCGGUUGGGAUACCGCUGCUUCUGCAUUUAACAUUAAGCCACAUCGCCUGCACCCAGCCCUCAUCUGGCAGCAGGUUUAGUGGAAGCAAAAAGUGAAGUAUGAGGCUGCUCAGCCAUAGAGUAGUAGUUGUUAAAAAAAAAAACCCAAAACCCAAGACAUAUUUAGGCCUAAAUUGGUGAAGAAACAUUUAUAGAAGUUCUGCACCUUUUUCCCAGCAGGCAAAGAGAGGACUAGGUGGCCCACAAAGGAACUGGCAGAAUCGGUUUCCACAAGACAGUAAUUAGGACACGAACCUACUUCUUUUGUGCAGAGCAGUUUCCAUUACGUUCCAUCCAAUGUUUAAUUCUCCUGCUUCGGUUCUGGAAGGCAGUACUAUCUAUAGGUGCUACUUCCAUUCUUCAUUUUCCUCAGGUGCAGUAUCCUAUCUGUAUUUUGCAAAAUGCAUCAAAUAACGUUUUGCAAAAUCUUCAAGUUACUUCCAAAGAGGUUUAGAGUAAGUCUAGUUUAUGACCACAGAAGACAUCAGACACGUUUGUGUUACACUUUACAUCUUUCUGAGCAUGUAGAGAAGGCAAAAACCCCCAAAUUGCAACCUCUUUAAGUACAUGAGACAGUUUAACGCUACAACUGCCCCAGCAAGCACAUAGUUGUGAAGGUGUCUGAGGGAUCCACCUUGCUACUGGUGUGAAUCAGUGGCCAAACAAUUGAGUGUAGGUGUGCAGUUGCUCACUGGCUGAGCAGCAGCUUUGUCAACAUGGUACCUAAAGCAUGCUUUGCUUUACAUAAUUAGAUUUAGGGAGAUACUCCGCCCCCAAAAGCUUUUUUAAAAACAGUAUGUUGCCAAAGGUGCUUUGAGUAGUGCUCAUCUUCCUUCCACAACACCAGCACACAGCAUUGCAACAGAGGCUGCAGGUUGAGAAGGUGCAAAGGGCAAGAGCAGUAGAUCUUUUAGAAAAGCUUCAGGGGUGCUGGUCUGGCCUGCUUUCGUUUUCCUCCUUCACCUUCUGCCUUGAGUUUAAGAGGGAAUGAAGUUGUGCGGUAGCAGAGGGGAUGACAGAAGAAUACGCACUAGGAAAAUGCUGGUACCUGCUGAGCCAAACCCUGUUUGUUAUUGUAGCUGUCAUCUUGCUUUUACCCAGCUCUCUGUUCAUCUUAGUACGACCUUAGCAUUGCAGCUGAUAAAAGUUUCUCACUCUUGUAUUGGGUUUGUGUGGCAAGGUUUUGGUAGCGGGGGGCUACAGGGGUGGCUUCUGUGAGAACCUGCUAGAAGCUUCCCCUAUGUCCGAUAAAGUCAAUGCCAGCCGGCUCCAAGUCAGACCCACCGCUGGCCAAGGCCGAGCCCAUCAGCGAUGGUGGUAGCACCUCUGUA
Molecule: messenger RNA, 2785 nt
Organism: Gymnogyps californianus (California condor)
Lineage: Eukaryota; Metazoa; Chordata; Aves; Accipitriformes; Cathartidae
Gene: ARV1
Product: ARV1 homolog, fatty acid homeostasis modulator
Exons: 5
Coding region: 1-705 (234 amino acids)
Biological process (GO): sphingolipid metabolic process; sterol metabolic process; intracellular sterol transport
Cellular component (GO): cortical endoplasmic reticulum; Golgi apparatus
Source: RefSeq, a predicted model, not a curated record